CAGCAAUGUGGAGUGACAAUAACUCUGUGAAGCUGAAAAGUGAUCGUUCACCUCCUGUGCAAUGGUGUGAGGUAGCUGCCCAUGAAGAUGAGGAGACCAAGCUGGUUUUUAAAAGGUACUCGCAAAAUUCUUGCACUGUUUGUGGUUGGAGGGUGCUUCCUUUAUAUCCUCAAAUUACAUUUUGGCCCUGAAGAAUGUGACAGAACAAAAAUGCAGUAUGUGGACCUCGAUCGUGUAAGGAGAGCACAGCAGUAUGCUAGUGCUGUGCUGCAGGAGCAGUGCCGACCUUCCUAUGUGAAGAAAGAAAUGGGGAAGUUGUUUGCAGAGAAAUAUACCAUGGACAUAUCUCCCUUUGUAAGGAAAAAUAUAGAUGAAGAUGAAGCUUUAUUUAAAUAUGAGCCUCCGUUUGGAUUUCACAAGUUCUUUGAUAAGCUUCAAAAUCUCCUUGAACUCUUACCUGAGCAUGAUUUACCAGAGUAUUUGAAGUCAAAACACUGUAAGCGUUGUGUUGUUGUUGGCAGUGGUGGAAUUCUUCAUGGAUCAGAGCUGGGUCAUUUGUUGAAUCAGUUUGAUAUUGUUAUAAGGUUAAAUGAUGCACCAGUUCAAGGAUACACAGAGCAUGUUGGUAACAAAACGACUAUCCGGAUGACUUACCCAGAAGGAGCUCCCCUUGCUGAACAUGAGUACCCUCCUGGCAGCUUGUUUGUGACUGUUCUGUUUAAAAGUGUUGAUUUCAACUGGCUGGAAGCAAUAGUAAAAAAUGAAACCUUGCCUCUGUGGGUGCGACUGUUCUUUUGGAAGGAGGUUGCUGAGAAAAUUCCUUUUUCAUCAAAGCAGUUUCGGAUUCUGAAUCCAGUUAUCAUCAAAGAGACAGCUUUGGACAUUUUACAGUUCCCUGAGCCUCGAUCAAAAUUCUGGGGUUGGGAUAAGAAUGUACCUACAAUUGGGGUCACAGCAGUUGUUCUGGCCACACAUUUAUGUGAUGAAGUGAGCUUAGCAGGAUUUGGGUAUGACCUGGAUCAGCCCAGCACACCUUUGCACUACUACAACAACCUCUGCAUGGCUGCCAUGAACGGACAAACUAUGCACAAUGUGACAAGUGAAACAAAGUUCCUGCAAAAACUGAUCAAGGAAAAAGUUGUCAAAGACCUCACUGGUGGGAUACAUUGUGAAUUCUGCAGCAAAGGCAGCUAGUGACUGACCCGCAGCAUAGUUUGGAUUUGGGAAGUUUCCAGAGGUUCAGCUGGAUCAACCUU
This is a messenger RNA of Acanthisitta chloris (rifleman), 1256 nucleotides long. It is a transcript of the gene ST3GAL5, whose product is annotated as ST3 beta-galactoside alpha-2,3-sialyltransferase 5. The record is from RefSeq and is a predicted model, not a curated record. The transcript is spliced from 6 exons. Bases 82 to 1194 code for a protein of 370 amino acids. Gene Ontology annotation, molecular function: lactosylceramide alpha-2,3-sialyltransferase activity. Lineage: Eukaryota; Metazoa; Chordata; Aves; Passeriformes; Acanthisittidae.